Messenger RNA from Marmota monax (woodchuck), 4044 nucleotides. It is a transcript of the gene Sirt1, whose product is annotated as sirtuin 1. The transcript has 9 exons. NCBI's taxonomy places the organism in Eukaryota, Metazoa, Chordata, Mammalia, Rodentia, Sciuridae. Gene Ontology annotation, molecular function: NAD+ binding. The record is from RefSeq and is a predicted model, not a curated record. The coding region runs from base 62 to 2287 and encodes 741 amino acids.
UGCCGCGCGUCGAGCGGGAGCAGAGGAGGCGAGGGAGGAGGGCCAGAGAGGCAGUUGGAAGAUGGCGGACGAGGCGGCGCUCGCCCUUCAGCCCGGCGGCUCCCCCUCGGCAGCGGCGGCCGAGAGGGAGGCCGCAUCGCCGCCCGCCGGAGAGCCGCUCCGCAAGAGGCCGCGGAGAGAAGGUCCUGGCCUCGGGCGGAGCCUGGGAGAGCCCAGUGGGGCGGCCCCGGAGCGAGAGGUGCCACCGGCGGCCGGGGGCUGCCCGGCGGCUGCGGCGGCGCUGUGGCGGGAGGCGGCAGCGGCGGGUGGGGAGCGAGAGGCCCAGGCAACGGCAGCGGCCGGAGAAGGAGACAAUGGGCCGGGCCUGCAGGGCCUAUCCCGGGAGCCGCCGCCGGCCGACGACUUCUACGACGACGACGACGAGGAGGGUGAGGAGGAGGAAGAGGCGGCGGCGGCGGCGGCGAUUGGGUACCGAGAUAAUCUUCUGUUUAGUGAUGAAAUUAUCACCAAUGGUUUUCAUUCCUGUGAAAGUGAUGAGGAUGAUAGAGCUUCACACGCAAGCUCUAGUGAUUGGACUCCAAGGCCACGGAUAGGUCCAUAUACUUUUGUUCAGCAACAUCUCAUGAUUGGCACAGAUCCUCGAACAAUUCUUAAAGAUUUACUACCGGAAACAAUUCCUCCACCUGAAUUGGAUGAUAUGACACUGUGGCAGAUUGUUAUUAAUAUCCUUUCAGAACCACCAAAAAGGAAAAAAAGAAAAGAUAUUAAUACAAUUGAAGAUGCUGUGAAAUUACUGCAAGAGUGCAAAAAAAUAAUAGUUCUAACUGGAGCUGGGGUAUCUGUUUCAUGUGGAAUACCUGACUUCAGGUCAAGAGAUGGUAUUUAUGCUCGUCUUGCAGUAGACUUCCCUGAUCUUCCAGAUCCUCAAGCAAUGUUUGAUAUUGAAUAUUUCAGAAAAGAUCCAAGACCGUUCUUCAAGUUUGCAAAGGAAAUAUAUCCUGGACAGUUCCAACCAUCUCUAUGUCACAAAUUCAUAGCCUUGUCAGAUAAGGAAGGAAAACUACUUCGCAACUAUACUCAGAAUAUAGAUACCUUGGAACAGGUUGCAGGAAUCCAAAGGAUAAUUCAAUGUCAUGGUUCCUUUGCAACAGCAUCUUGCCUGAUUUGUAAAUAUAAAGUUGACUGUGAAGCUGUACGAGGAGAUAUUUUUAAUCAGGUAGUUCCUCGAUGUCCUAGGUGCCCAGCUGAUGAACCACUUGCUAUCAUGAAACCAGAGAUUGUCUUUUUUGGUGAAAAUUUACCAGAACAGUUUCAUAGAGCCAUGAAGUAUGACAAAGACGAAGUCGAUCUCCUUAUUGUUAUUGGGUCUUCCCUGAAAGUAAGACCAGUAGCACUAAUUCCAAGUUCCAUACCACACGAAGUGCCUCAGAUAUUAAUUAAUAGGGAACCUCUGCCUCAUCUGCAUUUUGAUGUAGAACUUCUUGGAGACUGUGAUGUCAUAAUUAAUGAAUUGUGUCAUAGGUUAGGUGGUGAAUACGCCAAACUUUGCUGUAACCCUGUAAAGCUUUCAGAAAUUACCGAAAAACCUCCACGAACACAAAAAGAGUUGGUCCAUUUAUCAGAGUUACCACCAACACCUCUAAAUAUUUCAGAAGAAUCAAGUUCACCAGAAAGAACUUCACCACCAGAUUCUUCAGUGAUUGUUACACUUUUAAACCAAACAGCGAAGACUAAUGAUGAUUUGGAUGUAUCUGAAUCAAAGAGUUGUGUGGAAGAAAAAUCACAGGAAGUACAGACUUCUACUAGAAAUGUUGAGUGUGUUAAUGUGGAAAAUCCAGAUUUGAAAGAUGUUGGUUCCAAUACUGGUGAGAAAGGUGAAAGAACUUCAGUUGCUGAAACAGUGAGAAAGUGCUGGCCCAACAGACUUGCAAAAGAACAGAUUAGUAAGCGGCUUGAUGGUAAUCAAUAUCUGUUUUUACCACCAAAUCGUUACAUUUUCCAUGGCGCUGAAGUAUAUUCAGACUCUGAAGAUGACGUCUUAUCCUCUAGUUCUUGUGGCAGUAACAGUGAUAGUGGUACAUGUCAGAGUCCAAGUUUAGAAGAACCCAUGGAAGAUGAAAGUGAAAUUGAAGAAUUCUACAAUGGCCUGGAAGAUGAUGCUGAUGUUCCGGAAAGAGCUGGAGGAACUGGAUUUGCAGAUGAUGGAGGCGAUCGAGAGGCAGUUAAUGAAGCUAUAUCCAUAAAACAGGAAGUAACAGACAUUAACUAUCCAGCAAACAAAUCAUAAUGUAAUAAUUGUCCAGGUACAGGAAUUGUUCCACCAGCAUUAGGAACUUUAGCAUGUCAAAAUGAAUGUUUACUUGUGAACUCAAUAGAGCAAGGAAAACAGAAGGUGUAAUAUUUAUAUGGACUGGUCAAGUAGAUUUUUUUUUCAUGGAUAAUUUUUUAACUUCCAUUCCUGUACUUGUACACUCAACACUAACUUUUUAAAGAAAGGUACUAAGUAUCUUUAGUCAGCUGUUGGUCAUGACUUUUCUUUUAAAGUUUCAUUUGUAUGAUACAUCUGUAUGUAUGUAUGUAUAAUUUUGUUUUUGCCUAGUGAGUUUCAACAUUUUAAAGUUUUCAAAAAGCCAUUGGAAUGUUAAAUUAAUGUAAAGGGAACAGCUUAUCUAGACCAAAGAAUGGUUAUUUCACACUUUUCUUUGUAACAUUGAAUGGUUUGAAGUCCUCAAAAUAUCUGUUCUGCUGAUCUUUUGAUUCUUUAGCACAAUUACCUAUUUUUAAACACUGGCAUUUUCCAAGACUUAUGGCAGCUAACUUUUUUAAAAUUAAAAAUGACAUGCAAUGUAAGUAGAAAGUCAGAAAUAUUCGGGAGAGCACUCAGUUGUCAUUACUUUUUCAAAGUAAGACUUUGGUGCUAAGAGUUUCAGGAGUAUUGUAUUUAUUGUUCAAUUGAAGAUGGCUUUUGUACUUCCUACAGACAUGUAGUGACGUCUAUAUUGGCUCAUAAAACUAACCUAAAAAAAAAAAAAACAAGUGAAUGCUUUGGAAAUGUUUCAGUUGCUCUAGAAACAAUAGUGCCUGCCUGGAUCUCCUUAGUUUUGAAAUAUUUGCCAUUGUUGUUUAAGUACCUAUCACUGUGGUAGAGCUUGCAUUGAUCCUUUUCCACAAGUAUUAAACUGCCAAGAUGUGAAUAUGCAAAGCCUUUCUGAAUCUGUAAUAAUGGUACUUCUACUGGGAAGAGUGUAAUAUUCUGGACUGCUGUUUUUCCAUUAAUGAAGAAAACAACAGGUCCCUGAUUACAGUUCCAAAGUAAUAAGAUGUUAAUAACAACUCAGCCAGAAAGUACAUGUCUCCUGUUGGGAGGAUUUGGUGUAACAAAUACCAAACUGCUAGCCUGGUAUUAUGGGGAGGAACCUUUAACUUGUAAUAGCAGAAUAGUUAAUGAAUAAAAAACUAGUUAACAUUAUUUAAAAGCUUAGCCUGCCUUAAAACUAGAGAUCAACUUUUCAACUACAGAAGCUUCUCCUAUUUUAUAAAGUCACAGAAAACAUUUAUUUUCCAGACCUUUUUUUGAACAUUACCCCCAAAUUAUAUUCUUAUGUUGGUUUAGUAUUUAUUACAAUAAAGAGGGUUUGAAACAUAGCUGUUCUUUAUGAAAAAAAUACCCAGCUAGGACCAUUACUUCCAGAGUAGAAAAUUAUAUUGAAUGGCCAUUUCCCUACCUAAAAGAUGUCUCAAUCUGAACUUAUUUGGCUACAUUAAAGAAUGCAGUAUAUUUAGUUUUCCAUUUGCAUGAUGUGUUUGUGCUAUAGAUGAUAUUUUAAAUUGAAAAAUUUGUUUUAAAUUAUUUUUACAGUGAAGACUGUUUUCAGCUCUUUUUAUAUUGUACAUAGUCUUUUAUGUAAUCUACUGGCAUAUGUUUUGUAGACUGUUUAAUGACUGGAUAUCUUCCUCCAGCUUUUGAAAUACAAAACCAGUGUUUUAUACUUGUACACUGUUUUAAAGUCUAUUAAAAUUGUCAUUUGACUUUUUUCCUGUUAA